CAUGGAUCGGAAAUACCGGAUUAAAUAUGGCUCGCAGAAAAACGAAAAUGGGAAUGGAUUGGAAACUAGCAUCUUGGAAUGUGCGUACAUUGUUCAGACCUGGUGCUCUGAAUGGCCUGACAGAUCAAUUAAAAAAGUACAGGGUGGAUGUGGCUGCACUUCAGGAGGUAAGAUGGAGAGGAUCCCACAUUUUGAAGACCAAGGUCUACACCAUACUAUGCAGUGGAAAUAAUACUAACACCUUUGGAACUGCAUUUGUGGUGCACAAUAACUUACUAGGACAGCUUGUAGACUUCAAGGAUAUUGAUGAGAGAUUGUGCUCAAUAAGGAUAAGAGGUAGAUUCUUCACAAUCACACUGAUCUCCGCUCAUGCUCCAACGGAGGAAAGUGAUGAGGAUGCUAAGGAUACUUUCUAUGAUAGGCUUGAGCAACUAUACCAUGAGGCCCCUGCUCAUGAUGUGAAAAUUAUUCUGGGUGACAUGAAUUCCAAGGUAGGAAGGGAAGAAUGCUAUAGACCAGCAAUAGGCAAGGAGAGUUUACAUGAGGAGUCAAAUGAUAAUGGUACACGACUUAUCGACUUUGCAAUCAGCAACAGAAUGACUAUUGCAAGCACCUGCUUCCCUCAUAAAAAUAUACAUAAGGCAACAUGGAAGUCACCUGAUGGUCAUACACAGAACCAGAUUGACUAUGUUCUCAUAGAUAGACGGCAUGCUUCAGAUAUAAUGGAUGUUAGAGCCUUUAGAGGGGCAGAGAAUAUCACUCUGACCACUACCUGGUGAUGGCAAC
Molecule: messenger RNA, 786 nt
Organism: Nilaparvata lugens (brown planthopper)
Lineage: Eukaryota; Metazoa; Arthropoda; Insecta; Hemiptera; Delphacidae
Product: craniofacial development protein 2-like
Exons: 1
Coding region: 27-779 (250 amino acids)
Biological process (GO): chromatin remodeling
Cellular component (GO): nucleus
Molecular function (GO): catalytic activity
Source: RefSeq, a predicted model, not a curated record